GCUCCCCACCCUCCGCCGUCCUCGGGUCUGCGCCUGCGCACUCGUGCAUCAGCCUUCCAGCGGCCAGACAGGACGCAGGUUGGAACCGCGUCUCCGGCCGGGACGGGACUCUCACAUGACUCCACUGGUCUCCGCACCCUCGGAGGGGGGCGGCCUGCACUCGCACUCCAGCUGAAGCGGACGCAACAAUGGAGGCGGCUGUGGGGUCGGACCGUGGCGCCCGGCAGGACGUCCUCUCUCCAGAUCCAGCGCCACAGCUGGGGCCGGAGCUGGAGCCCAGGAGCGGCCCGCAGCGACACCACCGAGGUGACGAGGAGAGCGACGCCACCGAGUCGGCGGACAGCGACAACGACACGGACGCGGCCUCGCACGCCUGGGAGCUGCGCCGCUCGUCUUCGUCGUCGGCUCACAGCGGCGAGGAGUCUGACGGCGAGGCGCUGGAGCGCCGGCGCUUCAUGAAGGCCUACGUGGAGAAAGUCUUCCACACCAAGGACGACUUCCACCAGGAGGAGCAGGCUCGCUUCGGGGAGCUGUGCAGCGGAGACAACGGCAAAGGUCGCGAGUGGUUCGCCAAGUACGUCAGCGCCCAGCGCUGCCACUCCAAGUGUGUGAGCGAGGCCACCUUCUACAGGCUGGUCCAGUCCUUUGCUGUGGUGCUGUUUGAGUGCUACCAGGUGGACGACUACAGUCCGGCCAAGAACCUGAUGACCAUGUGCUUCACCUACUACUACAUGGGGAAGUGUCCGUCAUCUCCGUCGGAGCUGCUGUACCGAGGUGGGCCUCCAGCUGGACUGGACUCGUACCUCGACAAGGCCAACUCCUGGCUGUCGGGAAAGAAGGACGCCGCCGAGCGGCUGCUGAAGAACACGUCCAGGAACGACGUGAAGGGCUUCUUUGGAGGCCUGGAGAGCCGACUGAGGAGCGGCGGGACUCUGAGGAGCGGAGACCCAGAGACCACAGCCAGGCCUCCAGGUCACCACUGUCCUCCAGCAGGGGGCGCUCCAGAGCCGGCCAGCAGGGAGAAGGUCUACCUGUACACGCACCUGAAGCAGCAGCCCAUCUGGCACACGCUGAGGUUCUGGAACGCCGCCUUCUUCGACGCCGUGCACUGCGAGCGGACCAAGAGGUCCCCGACGACCAGAGGAGAGCAGGACCAGAGGGAGAAGUGGUGUCACAUGACCCAGGAGGAGAGAGACGACAGCUCCAAGAUCGACGAGAACAUCGCCUUCGGGCAGCUGGGGACGUUCACCCACAACAUGCUGGCGUUUGGCCUCAGCAGGAAACUCUGCCACGACUUCCUGAAGAAGCAGGCCGUGAUCGGGAACCUGAACGAAGAGCAGUACAUGCUGCUGUGUGAGCACAUCGACAAGAUGGCGCCAGAGUGACCUCCCCGCGCUGACCUCCCGGUGUGGCCAGCGGCUCUGCACUGAAGACCCUCCUCCUGGACUCCUGCUGAACUGACUCUCGUGGUCUUCCUGCUCCUGACUUUGUGCCGAGCAUGACUCCAGAUGAAGACAAGCGUCCGUGUUCCCGGGCUCCGCCCCUCUGACUGAAGUCUGUGUCGUCUCCUCGUCUGGAAGCUUCCGGCGCUUCGACAUGUCAAUCAAGUUGUGCUGUAAAUAGUGUACAGACUCAGCUGCUGUUGUUUCUCAUAAACAUGUCUGCGUGUGACCCGGUGGCUGCUGCUGACUGUGGCUCUCCAGACGUUCUCCUGCCAGAGUGGCGGGGGGGAGAGGCUGGGGGAAGGGCGAUGGGGCCUCUGAGGGCCGAGCUGCGCUGUGAUUGGCUACUGAGCAAGGCGUCGCACGCUGGCGUGGAACCAUCAACGCUCUGUUCUCACCUGCGGAGGUGGGGUCGCUGGGUCGUGUGGUUCGUCCUCCCACGAGCUCGACGUCCGUCACGGAGCCGUCGUGUUUCCAGACGGUCCGGAACCAAACGCUGCUGGCGUCCAAGCGAUGACGCGUUCACUGACCCUCCAACAGCUUCAAGAACUUCCAUUUGUCUGUGAGCAGCUGCCAGAAGUAAAUAGGAGCCUCUUUCUGCGUGCGUGUGCGCGUGUUGUCAGGAGGAGGCUCCGGCGCUGCUGCACGUCCUCGUGGAUGAAGUGACUUUGUCCGGGUGGUCUGGACUGGUCAUCCGUCCACACACACAUAUUUAUUUACCGGCAGUAAAAAUAAAUCUGAGAUGCUGCGAGGCUUCAGUGAGCACGUCCAGCUCUGGCUCCAAAUAUUUUGAUUUCAACUUCUGAGUUUGGGAUGAAAAGGACAUGCUGGUGAACUCGGCUCGGCUGUUGAUAUUGCGAUAAAUAUUUCCUUCUUGGCGUGCAGCGACGUGUCUGGACUCACAGUUGGGACCUUCAGAACCAGAGUCCAGGCUCGCCUCCAUCUUCCCCCGGACGUUCCCCCGUCAGGGCUCAGGACCAUCCCCAGCUGGGCACCUGAGCUCCGCCCCCUCUUCUCGGUGAGGCG
This is a messenger RNA of Synchiropus splendidus (mandarinfish), 2468 nucleotides long. Its product is annotated as KIAA0513 ortholog. The transcript is spliced from 12 exons. Bases 189 to 1385 code for a protein of 398 amino acids. NCBI's taxonomy places the organism in Eukaryota, Metazoa, Chordata, Actinopteri, Syngnathiformes, Callionymidae. The record is from RefSeq and is a predicted model, not a curated record.